Molecule: messenger RNA, 924 nt
Organism: Fusarium redolens
Lineage: Eukaryota; Fungi; Ascomycota; Sordariomycetes; Hypocreales; Nectriaceae
Exons: 5
Coding region: 1-924 (307 amino acids)
Source: RefSeq, a predicted model, not a curated record
AUGAGCCCUGUCACUUCACACCACGAGUAUCCGCCCUUUCCAGACGGUGUCGGCACGGCGCCGUUGGUGUCUAUCUCCCUUGCCAAGCUUAAAAAGGGAGACAAGGAUGAGUUUGCCCAUCUUUUUCAAGCUUCAAGGGAGCUUGGCUUCUUCUACAUAGACAUGGUGAGAUCUAGCCUGGGCGAAAGGAUCAUCCAGCAAGCUGAAAGUCUUCAACUUUUGCAAAAACAAUCCUUUCAAUUGCCGAAGGAAGAAAAAGAGGUCUUCAAUGCCAGGUUGAAGACUUAUUUCUCUUAUAGAGCCAUGGAGACCACGUUCCCAGACGCCGAUGGUGGACUCAAGCGGAACGAGAGUUACAAUAUGCUAAGAACUUUUGGAAAUACAGAUCCGGUUUCCUGUCCAUCCGUUGAUCUGGAAGCACGGUGCCUGAAAGAAAGCCUUGGGCUCCCCGUUGGUACGCUAAAGAAUCUGCAUCGGUUUAACCGGCGCUCGGGGGAUCAUAUUCGCUUCACCCAAGCUGCCACUAUUCCAUAUAACGAAAAGAGGGCCAAGGGCGGGGAGCAUAUGGACUUUGGAACACUUACGGUCCUGUUCAAUUGGCUGGGAGGACUGCACAUCCGCAUGCCUACAGAUGGACGAUGGCUUUAUAUGAAGCCAGUGCCCGGAUCAGCCAUCGUGAACCUGGGCGAUCCUAUGGUCAUUUUCACCGCGGGCAUCUUGCGAUCCAAUAUUUAUCGGGUUGUUCCUCCCCCGAACGCACGUUUGAAAGGCGGUCUGAUAGACGCUCAACCCGUACUAGAUGCGGGUAAAUGUCUUCCCGAGAUACCUAGCCACGAGUUCAUCACAAGACGGACAAUGGGUGACCUCAAAGGAGUGUACAUAUGUGAAGGUGGCCUGGAACAGCUGGAAGAGUACACCAUAUAA